CAUCUGCCACCAUUGUUGGUUAUAUUUAAGGAGGUUUAGAGAGCUUGGGUGUGUGUAAGUUGUAAUUAAGUCGAUCCAUAUAUUUUUCAAUAUGAACAACGGCUCCAAAAUCUCACCUCUAACCCGAGGAAAAGCAAUCAGAUGUCGAGCUGCGGUUUGCAGACAACCGGGAGAGCCACUUGUUAUAGAGGAAAUUGAAGUUGAUCCUCCAAAAAUUGGGGAGGUUCGAAUCAAAAUUCUUUGCACUUCCCUCUGUCAUUCUGACGUUACCGUCUGGAAUAUGAGACAAGGACUUUUCUCAUUCCCCAUCAUUUUUGGACACGAAGCUGUCGGAAUCGUUGAAAGCAUAGGAGAAGAAGUGGAGGAAGUGAAAGAAGGGGAAAUGGUGUUACCUGUAUAUCAAUCAAAUUGCAAAGAGUGUAAAGAAUGCAAGAAUUGGAGGACCAACAAAUGCAGUGCCUUUGGGGACAAAAUUGGAAUGGGAAUGCCAAGAGAUGGCACAAGCAGGUUUAAGGAUUUAAAUGGACAGCCUUUGAACCAUUUCUUAUAUGUUUCAAGCUUUUCUGAGUAUACAGUUGUUGAUAUUCACAACCUUGUUCCAAUCAAUCCAAAGCUUCCUAUAGACAAGGCCGCCUUGUUUGGCUGUGGAGUCCCUACUGGGAUUGGAGCUGCGUGGAACGUCGCUGACGUAGACGAGGGUUCCACCGUGGCUAUCUUCGGUUUAGGGUUUAGGGUUCCACCGUGGCUAUCUUCGCUGAAGUUAUUAAAGAAGAAACUGACGGGGGAGCAGAUUACUGCUUUGAGUGUGUUGGGUUGGCUUCCCUCAUGGAAGAAGCUAUCAAAAGUAGUAGAGAGGGAUGGGGAAAGGCAGUGAUAUUGGGAGUGGAGAAAGAUGGAAGGCCAUUCACAGUGAACUCAUUUGAAAUAAUAAAUGGGAUCACCAUCACAGGAUCUCUUUUUGGAGGUCUUAAGCCUAAAUCCGAUCUUCCAAUGCUUAUUCGACAGGAACUUUACUUGGAUGGGUUGAUAUCACAUGAAGUUGAGUUUGAGGACAUCAACAAAGCAUUUGAUUUGCUACUCUAUGGAAGAUCACUUCGUUGCCUCAUUUGGAUUGAUCAUUGAUUCCAACCAUACAUCACAUCUUCGUUUAUAUUAUCAAUUUUUCUUUAUCAUUAAUACGUGUUCAAUUCAACUGACACUUAUAUGCACUUGAGAAAAAUAGAUCAUGACUCACCUCAAAUUAUACUACAGCACCUUUUCAAAAUAAUUAAUGGAAAUUGAAUAA
This is a messenger RNA of Cucumis melo (muskmelon), 1285 nucleotides long. RefSeq names its product alcohol dehydrogenase-like 1. Gene Ontology annotation, molecular function: S-(hydroxymethyl)glutathione dehydrogenase [NAD(P)+] activity; zinc ion binding. The record is from RefSeq and is a predicted model, not a curated record. The transcript has 7 exons. Gene Ontology annotation, cellular component: cytosol. Gene Ontology annotation, biological process: formaldehyde catabolic process. Lineage: Eukaryota; Viridiplantae; Streptophyta; Magnoliopsida; Cucurbitales; Cucurbitaceae. The coding region runs from base 92 to 874 and encodes 260 amino acids.